Molecule: messenger RNA, 1770 nt
Organism: Malania oleifera
Lineage: Eukaryota; Viridiplantae; Streptophyta; Magnoliopsida; Santalales; Ximeniaceae
Product: RNA polymerase II C-terminal domain phosphatase-like 4
Exons: 9
Coding region: 220-1530 (436 amino acids)
Cellular component (GO): nucleus
Molecular function (GO): RNA polymerase II CTD heptapeptide repeat phosphatase activity
Source: RefSeq, a predicted model, not a curated record
GUUCAUUUCCCCUCUCCUUCGCGGUAUCAAUCCCGCUCCCCCCCCUCCUCUCUCUCUCUCUCUCCGUUUAGCAUAAUCAAGGGUCAUCGCCGGCGUGUUCUGAAGCUACGGCGGCCAACGAUCUAGGCCGACGACGAGUUAGAGAAGGCAUUCGGCGACAUCGGACGUUUUAGCUAGGCAUCCGGCGACGUCCUCUUUCCGCGACAGCAGAAUUUUCAGAUGAGUCUUGUGACUGAUUCACCCGUGAACUCAUCAAGCAGUGAUGACUUUGCGGCAUUGCUUGACGCCGAGUUGGAUUCUAGUUCAUCUGAACCAUCACCGGACCAAGAAGUCGAGGAUGAUUUUGACCAUGAAAUUGAGAGGAUUAAAAGGCGCAAACUUGAGUUGGACAGCUCAGAUGAACCACAAGGUUCAACUCCCAUGAAUCUAGAAGCAUCCAUUGAGAAGGAUAUAUGCUCUCACCCUGGUGUUUUUAGAGGAUUGUGUAUACGAUGUGGCCAGAAGAUGGACGAUGGUUCUGGUGUAGCAUUUGGUUACAUACAUAAGGAUCUAAGACUUGGAAAUGAUGAAAUUGUUCGGUUACGCACUACAGACCUGAAGAAUUUGUUACGUCGCAGAAAGCUUUACUUGGUACUAGAUUUGGAUCACACACUGCUCAAUUCAACGCGGCUAGUAGAAAUGACACCAGAAGAGAGACAUUUAAGCAGCCAAGAAAAUCCUCUUCAGGGAGGCUUCUUUAAAUUGGACUCCAUGCACAUGAUGACCAAGUUGAGGCCAUUUGUUCACACAUUUCUCAAAGAAGCUAGUAAUAUGUUCGAGAUGUCUAUAUAUACAAUGGCUGAGCGUCCAUAUGCACUGGAAAUGGCAAAACUGCUUGAUCCUGAAGGGCUGUACUUCAGUUCCAGAGUGAUAUCACAAGCUGAUAGCACGCAGAGACAUCAAAAAGGUCUUGAUGUGGUGUUGGGGCAGGAAAGUGCGGUCUUGAUCCUUGACGAUACAGAGCAUGUGUGGCAGAAGCAUAAGGACAAUUUGCUGUUAAUGGAUAGAUAUCAUUUCUUUGCUUCUAGUUGCCGACAGUUCGGGUCCAACUUUAGAUCUCUCUCUGAGAUGAAUAGUGAUGAGAGUGAAACUGAUGGAGCACUUGCAACUGUUCUUAAAGUUCUUAAGCGAGUACAUAGCAUGUUCUAUGAUUCGGAAUCUGAGGACAAUCUUGACUGCAAAGAUGUUAGGCAGGUGCUAAAAAUUGUUAGGGCAGAAAUUUUGAAAGGGUGUAAAUUAGUCUUCAGCCGUGUUUUCCCCACCAAGUUCCAGGCCGAUAAUCAUCAUCUCUGGAAAAUUGCCGAGCAGCUGGGUGCUACGUGCUUGACAGAACUCGACCCAUCAGUGACUCACGUCAUUUCAGCAGAUGCUGGGACAGAGAAAUCUCGUUGGGCAGUUCGGGAGAAGAAAUUUCUGGUCAACAAGCGAUGGAUAGAAGCUGCAAAUUAUCUAUGGCGAAGGCAGCCUGAAGAAAACUUUCCUGUUUCAUAGUCCUGAACAGUUCUUUAUCUCCAGUAUUUUCCACCUGAUCUUCAUUUUGAUAGGUAUUGGCUAACCCCUGGCUUCCGAGAACCGCUGCAGCGAAUCAUAGAUGUAUAAACUGGACUACAAAGUGCAUACAUUCAUUGAAAAUGUAAUAUCAUGUUUAUUUUAGUUUUUUUUUUUUUUUGGCUAGGGUUUGCCCUUAUGAACCAGAUGUUGAAUGGAAAGAUAAUUUUUCAUUUUUCUGUA